This is a messenger RNA of Vespa mandarinia (Asian giant hornet), 1407 nucleotides long. It is a transcript of the gene Arv1, whose product is annotated as ACAT-related protein required for viability 1. Gene Ontology annotation, biological process: sterol metabolic process; regulation of plasma membrane sterol distribution; intracellular sterol transport. Gene Ontology annotation, cellular component: cortical endoplasmic reticulum; Golgi apparatus. Lineage: Eukaryota; Metazoa; Arthropoda; Insecta; Hymenoptera; Vespidae. The record is from RefSeq and is a predicted model, not a curated record.
UAGCAAAAUUUGAGCUGGAGACUUAUUAUGUUUCUGUGCGAUCUUUAUAACAACAGGAUUGGCUAAUAAAUCAGGAAGGACAUCCGUCUUUCCCAUUAAUCUCACCAAUCCUCGAGAACCCAAAGAUUAUACAAAAAUUCGAAGAAAAAACGGCUUGCGAUAGGAUUUUCUCCUUCGCGGUAUGAUAGCGAAUGGAUUAAUGUGUAUUUCAUAUUAUUAAAUUAUUUUAAAUUUUUAUUUCAUUUUUAUAUUAUUACAUAAACAACAACUCUAUCCAUUUCACUUUCACCAUAUCCAUUCCACUCCGCAUUUAAGUUAUUUCUAUAUCUUUACAAUCAUUUAUAUUAAAUGUUACAUUUAUUGCACUAAAUAUUUAUUAUAUUUCAUAAAUAUCGUUUAUCACGAAAUUUAUCGUAAAAGAUCUUACGUAGGAGAUAUGCUGUAGGAGAUAUUAUAUAAGAGAUUGUUGCGUCUUGAUAAGAUUGAUAAGAUAACUGAACUAUAAUUUAAAAUAUGUGUGAUAGUUUUAUAAUUUCGAAUAUUUCUUUAAUAUGAAUCAAUCGGUAUAUUUAAAAGAAUUCCAUUAUCUAUGGUAAGUAUGAUAAGUAAAAACACGGAAGAAGUUUCUCUGACCUUGAUAGAAAUAUGUGUCAGCAAACGAUUUUAUCUCAUGUAUAUCUGUAUAAAUUGUGGAACUGAAACAGAGGAACUUUAUAGACGAUAUUGUCCAAGUGUGCUUAAAGUUUUGAAAUGUGUCAAAUGUGGAUUAUUAGCUGACAAAUACAUCGAAUAUGAUCCUGUUAUUGUAUUCGUUGAUCUUAUUUUAUUAGAGAAACAAGCCUAUCAGCACCUUUUAUAUAAUAGUAAUUUUAAAUCAUAUUGGAAGUUAAUGGUAAUGUUAUGGUUGGCUGAAGCCUUCAGAGCUUGGUCUUUUUGUGAAUCUGUUAAUAGUCAAAAAACCAAUAUAGAUAUAGGCAAUAGAGAUGUAUUUCAAGGAGACUGUAAUUUUUAUAUUCUGCUAUUACAAACUGCCAUUACAUUGACAGUAUUUAUUGCUACUGUAAUUAUUGUAACUGAAUUACGUUGGUUGCUUAGCAGAAAAAGGCCACACAAAUAUAAUGCCAAAGAUUUAACUAGAGCACUUAUUGUGGGAGGAUGUUCAAAGUUGUUUGGAUUAUUAUCUAUUGUAUGGGAACCUAUAGGAUUAGAUCUACAUUACAUAUUUGUUCAGGGCUAUACAGUUUUAUGCCUUAUGACAGCGUAUUCAGUUGUCUGUAAGACUGGGAAAAGUGGAUCUUUGAUUGGAUUGAUCACUGGAUUUUUGGUUUGCGAUUACAUUUCUAAUUUUGUUUCUAUAUUGCCUUUGUGAUCAACAUUAUUCUAACGUAAGGAUUGAUCUAAUAACGG